Molecule: messenger RNA, 3338 nt
Organism: Lates calcarifer (barramundi perch)
Lineage: Eukaryota; Metazoa; Chordata; Actinopteri; Centropomidae
Gene: cars2
Product: cysteinyl-tRNA synthetase 2, mitochondrial
Exons: 15
Coding region: 158-1915 (585 amino acids)
Biological process (GO): cysteinyl-tRNA aminoacylation
Cellular component (GO): cytoplasm
Molecular function (GO): ATP binding; cysteine-tRNA ligase activity
Source: RefSeq, a predicted model, not a curated record
GGUGAAACGCAGACUAGCGUGAAAUAACCUACUAGCGUAGUUUAUCAAAGACUUAAUGUGGUCUAGUGCUGUUUGCUAACAUUGGAAGCUAUUUGCUGUGUUAAUGUGCGAGUCGGGAGGCUAGGCUAGGCUAGGCUAAGCUAAGCUAGGAGCGCGUAUGCUGCUUCACACACAGCGAGGUCUCACUAUGUGGAGGCGCACAGUGAGGUCGGUGUUAUGGGAGGCAAAAGUCCUUCGCGGGCUGUUCAGUACAGCUCAGUUAGCCAACUCUGCCCAGGUCACAUCAGCCAGGUCCUGCUGCGGUGUUUCAGGGAAGAAAUGGGUGAGGCCCAGCGGGUUUGACACGGGUGUAAAGACUUACAACAGCCUGACCAAACAGAAAGAGCCGCUCAUUCUGGCAAGAGAAGGUGUAGCUACCUGGUACAGCUGUGGACCCACGGUGUAUGACCAUGCCCACCUGGGUCAUGCAUGCUCAUAUGUCAGGUUUGACAUCCUGCAGAGGAUUUUAUCCAGGUUGUUUGGAAUCACUGUCAUCCACGCCAUGGUGAUCACUGACAUUGAUGACAAAAUUAUCAAAAGAGGUUGGGAGGAAAAUGUAUCUCCAACUGUCAUAGCCAGAAUGUAUGAGGACGAAUUCAAGAAGGACAUGCUGUCAUUAAAGGUGCUUCCUCCUGCAGUGUAUUUAAGAGUCACUGAGAACGUGCACCAUAUUGUCGAGUUUAUUAAGGGGAUCAUUGGAAAUGGACAUGCGUACGCCACAAAAGAAGGGGAUGUGUAUUUCGACAUUCAGUCCAUCGGUGAUCGUUACGGCAGGUUUGCUGGAGCUGUGGAUGCUCAGGGAGAACCUGGCACCUCAAUUAAACGAGACCCGAGGGAUUUUGCCCUGUGGAAGCAGUCCAAACCUCAGGAACCGUACUGGGAGUCUCCGUGGGGCAGAGGGAGACCUGGCUGGCAUAUUGAAUGCUCUACCAUCGCUAGCUGUAUGUUUGGGAGUCAGCUGGAUAUCCACUCCGGAGGUAUCGACCUGGCCUUUCCUCACCAUGAGAAUGAGAUAGCUCAGAGUGAAGCCUAUCACCAGUGUGGACAGUGGGCACACUACUUCCUCCACUCAGGACACUUACACCUGAAGGGCAGUGCAGAGAAAAUGUCUAAAUCUUUAAAGAACUAUAUCACCAUCAAGGAUUUCCUGCAGUCUUACUCUGCCAAUGAAUUCCGGAUGUUUUGUCUUUUGACAAAAUACAGAUCAGCUAUAGACUACAGUGACAGCAGCAUGUCAGAGGCUCGGACCUCUCUGGGAACCAUCUCCACCUUCAUCCAUGAUGCUGAGGCCUACAUGAAGGGUCAGCUGCAGUGUUCACCUGUACAGGAAGCUUUUCUCUGGGAGAGGUUGGCUGAGGCUAAAUCCAGUGUGGUGAAAGCUCUGGCGGAUGACUUCGAUACCCCGAGAGCCGUCAACGCUGCGAUGAAUCUGGUUUAUCAUGGAAACCGCCAACUGCAGCCUGUUUCUACGUCUGACGGAGUGGCUCGGAGCCCUGCAGUGUUUGGAGCGAUCGUCAGCUACCUGAGAGAUGUCCUGGAUUUGUUUGGGAUUGAUCUGCUGCACAGUAAGCAGGCCGAAGCGGUGAGUAGCUGUGGAAGUCUUCAGGGUGUCGUGGAGCAGCUGACCCAUUUCAGAAGCGAGGUUCGAGCGUUCGCGCUCGGUCACCUGGACGGUCCGAGCACCGGAUCCCCCAAAAAACGUGGACUUGACCCACAGAGAACCCGUCUCCUCAAAGCCUGCGACACCCUCAGAAACGACCUGGUGCCACUGGGUGUUUUGAUAAAGGACAGAGGAGCCACCUCUACAUGGGAGAUCACAGAGGGAAAACAGAGAGGACAGAGAGUCCACGAUAAAGACCAGGAGACAUCGAGCUGAAACCAGACUCUACCUCUGAGACCAACUCUUUAAUUUAGGCUUCAAUUUAAUUUCACCAACUGAAAAACUUUUCUGGAAAUAAGAGACCAAAUCAUCCUGAUUUCAUAACAGAGCUGACUUUAAAUGAAAUGCCUGAUGUGCCUGUCAUCAGUCUACAAACUCUCAUGUGAUGAAUAUUAUAUAUGAAGAUGCAGUGUCUCUCUCCUCUUCGUUUCUCUCUUCAAGGGCUGGCCUGAAAACCUGCACCCUCUCCCUCUAUGCUCCACUGUAGUGCAGUAUAGUGACGUAAAUGAAGAGAGUGCUGCUAGUGUCACAUGACCUGCCUGUCUGACAACGCAAGUCACAUCAUCUGCAGGGAAAGCAGAAUGUGUGCACUUUAAAGGGCCAUAAGCAGUUCAUCUGUCACUGUGGUCUCCUCUUAGCACAGCCUGUUAUAUUUCAAACAUCAUGUUGGAUUUGCACUUUGUUGAGAUGAUCUAAUUCUAGUUCACUUCCAGGUUUUAGAACCAACAUGUGAAAGUCUAAACAGGAAGUAAACGCCAUCCUCUCCUGCUCUUACAUCAUACUGUACUGCACAGUGUUGAGACAUGGGUCCAGGCCUGCGUUCAAAACUAAACUGAGUGAAAUGACUGAAGUGUCUCAGCAGCAGCCAUGAUCAGAGCUGAUUGUUAAAAUGUUAAGCAAGGAAGCUUCAGUGCAAGCAGAGGAAACACUGACCUUCCUUUACUAAAGGAAAGGAGAUAAUUCAGUGCAGCAGCAGCAUUUAAAGCGACACCACAGCAGACUCCAAUUAAUGUAGAAAUAACAGAGCACUUAUUUAAUUCUUGUGACAUGAUCAGAAAUCCUUGCAUAAGUGGCUGAGCUCCAAAUCCAUAAAUAUAAAUGUCUUCUCAUUCAAUUUUAUUAUUUUAAUGACACAACAAUAUAUAACAUAUAUUAUGUUUUUGAGUAACUGAUGGUUAAAUGUUCCUCUUGUGAGCUGUGAUUCUGUGCUGGACAGGAAACCUUACUGAACUGUAGCCUACAGCAAUGACUUUGUCACUGUAUGUUUUCCAUGUGUUAUAAAUAAAGUUUGUAUUUUAAGAAAAGCCUUGUGUAAGUGCAGGCAGAUUCUUGUUUCUUUGCUUUAAGUCCUUAACGUGGAAAGCUGAGGUCUAGCAGCAUCCUCUGCAUCUUGUAGAAAGAACGUGGAUGAGUUCAGAGGCACGUUGGUGCUCACAUCUUCCUGGUGACUUCCUCUUUAAUUAGUACAUUUUCUCCUCUGCCUGUCCAUAAAAGUCAUUUUACAAUAAACACAAGCAAACACAGAAAAGAUGAGACAAAACAGGAAAGUAUUUUUUUUUCUUAUUUCCAUGUUGAUGUGUUUGUUAACUUAAUAUCUUACACACUAAAAAGUGUGUUCACUUUUAGAUGAGUCAAACAU